AUGGUUUUAUUCACUGCGGUUAAAGCUCGAGCUGCACGUUAUCAUCUCUCUGCAAACUACACUCAUCGAAGCACAAUGCAGAGCUCCACCGUUGCCGUGAUGAAGUUGGACUCACCCAUCAACGUUCAAAAGGUGUCCCACACAGAGAAUGCGACCUCCUCCGCUCCGAGAUUACAAUGCAAAUUCUACUUGCAACAAAAAAACAGGCGAUGUGGGAUGACGCGAAGACCAGAUCUUGAGUACUGCUCGGUGCAUUCAAACCUUAUAAACCAAGAUUUCAGCACCAGCAAGGGCCGCCGGAUCCCAUGCCCCAUUGAUCCUCGACACUCCGUUUGGGAAAAAGACGUGGCUCGCCAUGUUCGCAGAUGCAAUACUACCAAGAAAAACGCACCUCCGGUCGAUUGUCCUUGGUUCAAGCUUAAUUAUAAUUUAAAGUCACCCAGCCCUGACGUUUCCUGUGACGCUGCUAACGAAGCCACUAUUUUACGUGCCAUUCCCAUCUUGAUUCGCUGUCACGACAACCGCUUUGGCCAAACGCCUUUGCCACUAGUGGUCAAAAAUAACAAGACCCUCGAGUCUCAGCGGUUCCCUCAGCUCCCGGGUUCCAAAAAACAUGCUCUUCAACAGUCUUCUUUGAUUCAGCACUUGGUCGAAAACUCCAUGAUCCCUACCAAAAAUGACGAGAGCACUGCAUACAUCGAGUUCGGGUGUGGACGUGCUGAAUUCUCACGCUACGUCAACCGCAGCGUUUUUGAUCAUCAACUGGAAUCUACAUCCGAGCCCGCUGCGCGUUCAAGAUUCAUACUAAUCGACCGCGCCUCCAACAGAAUGAAGUUCGAUUCCAAAUUCAAGGACGACCUCGACGAACUCUAUCCGAAAGACACGCUUCCAGAAUCGCGCACUUAUCCAGUGCUAGACCGCAAGAAGAUCGAUAUUAAGGAUCUUUACAUCGAUAACCUUCUCCUGAACGGCGGCGACCAUCCCUGUGUGACGAUUUCAAAACAUCUCUGUGGGGUGGCCACAGACCUAACAAUUGCGUGUUGUCUCAAUAGCGACGUUCUGCAUCGACAAUCCAAAAAACUGCGUGGUAUGGUCAUAGCCAUGUGCUGCAGACACGUUUGUGAUGCGCAACAGUAUGUGAACCAGCCCUUUAUCGAGGAGCUGAUACAAGACACCGGCAUUUCCUACUCGAAUUUCUUCAAUUCUUUGAAGAAGAUCGCGUCUUGGGCUGUGUGUGGCCGGAAGGCCGGGGUCCAAGACAGCGACGUCAACAACCAUUUCACAAACCUGCCUGUUCUUGAACGUGAAAAACUGGGAGAAAAGGCUAGACGAAUUAUAGACGAGGGACGUGCCGAGCACCUACGACGCCACGGUUACCGGGCAACUUUGAUCAGAUAUAUCGAGCCUGCCAUCUCUCUCGAGAACGUGGCCAUGAUAGUGAACCGAGAGUAG
Molecule: messenger RNA, 1452 nt
Organism: Lachancea meyersii CBS 8951
Lineage: Eukaryota; Fungi; Ascomycota; Saccharomycetes; Saccharomycetales; Saccharomycetaceae
Source: the annotation of a GenBank genome assembly